Molecule: messenger RNA, 3470 nt
Organism: Arvicola amphibius (Eurasian water vole)
Lineage: Eukaryota; Metazoa; Chordata; Mammalia; Rodentia; Cricetidae
Gene: Vash1
Product: vasohibin 1
Exons: 7
Coding region: 516-1640 (374 amino acids)
Biological process (GO): regulation of angiogenesis
Cellular component (GO): cytoplasm
Source: RefSeq, a predicted model, not a curated record
GCGGGCCCCCUCCGCUCGCGCCAGUGUGAGUGUGCAAGGAUUCCGUAGAGGAAUUUCUUCUCUCCAAAACGGGGAGUGGGCACCGGUGCCUUGGGCCUCCUUUUCAGCAUUGCUGCAAGAGCUGUCUGGCCUCAGUCUCCCCAUCCCCGGAACCCCACUUUUCUCCUCUCUGCCAUCCUAGAUCGCUGCGGGUCAUUGUUCUUGCUGCCAAAUGGGGGUGCUUUGUACAGGCUGCCAAGUUGGGGUGUGUUCUCUUCAUCCAGUUUUUCAAACAAAACAGGGCUUCUAAGGCGGACCCUGGGCAACCCACCUGGCCAUCACUCCAAGCUGAUGCGCUGAUUCUUUCUUACCAAAUAGUAUUUUAUUGUAUAGGAGCCACGCCCUGGUUUCUUAAAGGCGCCCGGCACUGUUUGGCCAUGUGUUAUCUUUAUAGCGGUUAUGUGGGAAGCCUCCUGUGAGGCACUUAGUUUUCCCGCCUCCUGAUAUAUCCUCCCACCCCCAUCGAGGAUUUAGGGAUGCCAGGGGGAAAGAAGGUGGUCCCGAGUGGCAGCAGCGGUGCCUCGCCGAAUGCAGCCGCCGCCAGCGCUGCUGCUGCUGCUGCUGCUGCCGCCUCCCACUCUGGCAUUAAACGUUUGGAGACCAGCGAAGGGGCCUCAGCACAGAGAGACGAGGAACCAGAGGAGGAAGGGGAAGAGGACCUACGGGAUGGAGGUGUCCCUUUCUUCGUCAACCGAGGUGGACUGCCAGUGGACGAAGCCACCUGGGAAAGGAUGUGGAAGCAUGUGGCCAAGAUCCAUCCGGAUGGAGAGAAGGUGGCCCUGCGGAUCCGUGGGGCCACGGACCUUCCCAAGAUUCCCAUACCAAGUGUGCCUACUUUCCAGCCGACAACGCCCAUCCCCGAGCGCCUGGAAGCCGUGCAGCGCUACAUCAGGGAGCUGCAGUACAAUCACACAGGAACACAGUUCUUUGAAAUUAAGAAGAGCAGACCUCUGACAGGGCUGAUGGACCUGGCCAAGGAAAUGACCAAAGAGGCUCUGCCAAUCAAAUGCCUGGAAGCUGUGAUCCUGGGAAUUUACCUCACCAACAGCAUGCCCACCCUGGAACGUUUCCCCAUCAGCUUCAAGACCUAUUUCUCAGGGAACUACUUCCGCCACAUUGUGCUGGGGGUGAACUUUGGGGGCCGCUAUGGAGCCCUGGGCAUGAGCCGAAGGGAGGACCUGAUGUAUAAACCUCCAGCCUUCCGCACACUCAGUGAGCUCGUGCUGGACUACGAGGCGGCCUAUGGCCGCUGCUGGCAUGUGCUGAAGAAGGUGAAGCUGGGCCAGUGCGUAUCCCACGACCCCCACAGCGUGGAACAGAUUGAAUGGAAGCACUCGGUGCUUGACGUGGAGAGGCUGGGUCGGGAAGACUUCCGCAAGGAGCUGGAGCGUCACGCCCGAGACAUGCGUCUCAAGAUUGGCAAGGGGACAGGCCCUCCCUCUCCCACCAAGGACCGGAAGAAGGAUGUUUCCUCCCCACAGAGAGCCCAGUCCAGCCCGCACCGCAGGAACAGCCGCAGUGAGAGACGGCCGUCAGGGGAGAAGAAGCCUGCAGAGCCCAAAGCCAUGCCAGACCUCAAUGGGUACCAGAUCCGGGUGUGAGGCUGCUGCCAGCACCCCCAUGCCUCCUCUGCUUCUGGAGGCCCUGACUUACCUGCACGAAAGAAUCUACUCCUUCAGGCAGGGGUUGGUGAUCGGGUGGGCUAGGGGUGGGAGGCAGGAAGGAUGCCUUGCAGAUCAGCCCCAGGUGACUUCCCCUCCCACGGAGCCAAGCCCCUAACUUUGGGCCAAGAAGCAGUAUUUCCUUUGGAGUUUUAACCCUACAACUGAAGUUUAAGGUAUUUGGAGGGAAAGGCACGUGGUAAUGCUGGUAGCUGGCAAGGCUUGCUCUCUCUGAGCCCUCUGUGGCUUGGUGGGGAGGGCUUGCUGGCUCUGUGGUGCUCCAACCAGCAGUGAUGAAGUUGGCUAGCCUCGCCAGUCUGUGGGGUGAGGGUGGGGUGGGGUCGGGAUGGAGAAUCAUGACCCAGGGAAAGGGAAGCAGGGUAGGGGUCCCCCUGAGAAAGGUCCAUGUAGUUCUCAAAUCAGGAACGUGGCGGAGGACACAUCUGUUUAAGGUGGAAGCCUAUGACCCAGGAGAGCCCUCGGGUCAAUGUGACUCUUUAGACAGCACUGUGCGCCUCCCAACACAUACACAGGCACAUACACACACACUGACACCAUAGCCAGUGUGGGAUUACGCUAUAGGCGAACAAGGAGAGGACUGUUCAGGGAAGAGUUCCUGGCCCCCAGCACACUAGACUGGUUCAGUCUUGUCUUGACUAUUGCUGCAGCCUGGGGACUCCUUGCAGAAGGACUGGACUUUGUAGAGCGCCCAGAAUCUCACUGAGGAUACCAUGACCUUGAGAAACUGGCUGGGGAUGGGGUAGCUGAGUGGGGCCCUCUAGUUGUGUGAGUGGGCUCUUCUCUCCUGUUCUAAUCAUCUCAGCCCUUGCUGGGGAAACAAGACUAGACCAGGAUGCCUAUACCCAAGGCCCACCUUCCCUUCCUUAGCUCCCUCCCCAUUUAGGCUUGGGGUGGCAGCUAACUUGAGCGGAUGGAUCAUGGAUCGUGGGGCACUGGAAGGGAGGAGGCCAGCAGGCAGCAGCAGGAGUUGUCUCUCUCCUGGCCCUCAGGCAAGAGAUCCCAGAUAGGAAAGUGAGGAGUGGAGAGGGGCUGUCAGGGCUGGGGGAGGAGAGACAGCCCAGGAGUUGGGAGUGUAAGUGAGACAGUGGGAGGCAGUGCAGGAUGGGGCCCUGUGGGGACUGCGUUCCCUGCAGCACAGACAGUACUUGUCAGGCUUUAAGUGACAGGAUAGCAGGAUGAGGUGACCAUGAAUGGGCUUUCCUGAGAAGCAGAGUCAGCCAGAGCAGCUGCCGAGUGGCUGCAGAGGGCAGAGGGCUUGGAUAAGAGCAACAGAACUCCAAUGCCUGCAGGGCCAGCAGAUAAUGAGGAAGAGUGCUGGGUGGGGACUGUGUCCAGGAAAGAGCACACCCCCUUAAAGUGGGCUGCUGUGUUCUACUGUUCCCACAGGGCAGACCCUACGAGGUAGUUUGGGGGGGGGGCUGCUUUUUUUUUUUAAGGCCAAGGCUCUGAAUUAGAACAUGAAUUGUAAUUUUUAAAAGUUAACAGUCCGUUCAAGAAAUGAUCGUUAUAGGUAAGAAUACCAGCCUCUUGGGUACAGAGCUUGGGCUGGUUGUAGGAAGACUCCUGUGGCACUGUGAGUGGAAAAGUGGCAGUUUUAAGUUUCCCAGAGGCAGAAAGGGCCGGCUUCCUGUGUCAUCCCCUUACCCCACCCUACAGAGAUCAUGCGUGUGGUUGCUGGCUCACCAGAGGGGGUACAAUAGGAUAGAACCGUGAAGCUCUUGCCUGCCAGGAAAUGGAUGGUGGCUGGAA